CGCGCUGCAGCUCCCGGCAGGUUUCGCUCCGCAGCCGGGACCCCCCAGUUGGUGCCCGAGAGAGCAUCGCCCCCCGGGCUGGGCUGUGCCCCCGCUGCAGAGCAGGUUUGAUGUGACCCCUGCACCAUUGAAAACCCUGGAAGUGCCCUGAGGGCAGCCACAGUUUGAACCAAAAUUCAGCUUUCUGGACUCAUACAGGUGCCCUGAGUGUGGGAGAGCUUUUGGUCAUGGCUCAACCUUGAUGAAACAUCAUCCAAUCCAUAUUGGAGACCUUGUUGGUGAGGAAGCCAGGAAAGUGUCAGGAUCCUACCAGCCCAUCUGCAAUCAUCCACAGAGCCAAAUGGCCCUAUAGGUGUUCCCCUGUUGGAGUCACCUCGUGUCUGGUCCCACGGUGACACUCGUGUCCCGGUGCCAUGUCCUACAACUGCCACCACUGUGGGAAAACUUUUAAGAGAAGAUCAAGUUUUACCCAGCACCAGCUAAUCCACACAGAGGAGAGACCCUUCAGGUGUCUGGAGUGUGGGAAGGGUUUUACUCACAACUUCCAAUUAGCCCGGCACCAGCGAAUGCACAGAGGGGAGAAACCCUUCAGGUGCCUGGAGUGUGGGAAGAGCUUUGCCACAAACUUUGCGCUCAUUGAGCAUCAACGCAUCCACACAGGAGAGAAACCCUACAUGUGUCCCCAUUGCCAGAAGAGCUUCAGACACAGGUCCAACUUCUGGAGGCAUCAACAGCUCUAUACAGAUGACCAAACCUGUAGCUGCUCCCAAGGUGAGAAGAGGUCUGACAACUGCCAGCACUGCAAGGAAGAUUUUCUCAGCAGAUCAUCUAUAACCCAGAACCUGCCACUCCAAACGGGCGAGAGACCCUUCAGAUGUCAGGAGUGUGGGAGGAGUUUUCUUAACAAAUCCAAGUUAACCCGGCACCAGCAAAUCCACACAGGCGAGAGACCCUUCAGGUGCCUGGAGUGUGGGAAGAGUUACCUCCACAAAUACCGACUAAACCAGCACCAGCGAAUCCACACGGGUGAACGUCCCUACACGUGUCCUGACUGUGGGAAGAGCUUUGUCUGGAACUACUUGCUCAUCAGCCAUAGACGAAUCCACAUGGGAGAGAAACCCUACACGUGUCCCCAGUGCCAGAAGAGCUUCAGUUGCAGCUCCAACUUACGGCAACACCAACGGCUCCACACGGGUGACCGACCCUACACGUGUCUGGAGUGUGGGAAGAGCUUUGCCGUCAAGUCCUCAUUAAAUAAACACCACCAGACCCACACGGGGGAGAGACCCUACAUGUGUCUGGAGUGUGGGAAGAGCUUCCGUAGCAGCAGCGCUUGGAUGUGUCACCAACAUGUGCACACUGGGGAAAAACCCUACGUGUGUCCCAAAUGCAGGAAGAAGUUUACAAGCAGCUCCAGCCUCAACCGUCACCUCCGGGUCCACACGGGUGAACAUCCCUACGCGUGUCCUGACUGUGGGAAGAGUUUUGUCUGGAACACUUGGCUCAUCAAGCAUCAACGCAUCCACACAGGAGAGAAACCCUACACGUGUCCCCAGUGCCAGAAGAGCUUCUGUGACCAUUCCAGCUUGCAGAAACAUCAACGGGUCCAUAUGGGUGAAUGACCCUUUAGCUGCUCCCAGUGUGGGAAAACUUUUAACAGGAGAUCAACUUUGACGCGGCACGAGCUAAUCCACACAGAGGAGAGACCCUUCAGGUGUCUGGAGUGUGGGAAGGGUUUUACUCAAAACUUCCAAUUAGCCCGGCACCAGCGAAUGCACAGAGGGGAGAAACCCUUCAGGUGCCUGGAGUGUGGGAAGAGUUACCUCCAGAAAUACCGACUAAGCCGGCACCAGCUGAACCACACGGGUGAACGUCCCUACACGUGUCCUGACUGUGGGAAGAGCUUUGUCUCUAACACUUGGCUCAUCAGCCAUCGACGCAUCCACACGGGAGAGAAACCCUACACGUGUCCCCAGUGCCAGAAGAGCUUCAGACAUAGCUCUGGUUUGCGGCAACAUCAACGGCUCCACACGGGUGACCGACCCUACACGUGUCUGGAGUGUGGGAAGAGCUUUGCUGACAAGUCCUCAUUAAAUAAACACCGCCAGACCCACACGGGGGAGAGACCCUACAUGUGUCUGGAGUGUGGGAAGAGCUUCCGUAGCAGCAGCGCUUGGAUGUGUCACCAACAUGUGCACACUGGGGAAAAACCCUACGUGUGUCCCAAAUGCAGGAAGAAGUUUACGAGCAGCUCAAACCUCAACCGUCACCUCCGGGUCCACACGGGUGAACAUCCCUACGUGUGUCCUGACUGUGGGAAGAGUUUUGUCUGGAACACUUGGCUCAUCAAGCAUCAACGCAUCCACACAGGAGAGAAACCCUACACGUGUCCCCAGUGCCAGAAGAGCUUCUGUGACCAUUCCAGCUUGCAGAAACAUCAACGGGUCCAUACAGGUGAAUGACCCUUUAGCUGCUCCCAGUGCGAGAAGGGGUUUUACCAGAGAUGGGAUCUCAUCUGUCAUGGCCAGAUCCACCUCAGGGAUCAUCAAGAAUGAAGGGGCAUAGUCACAGUCACUGUAUUUCCAAAAUGAGAUGAAAAUAAAUUUUUUAUCAUGGUGACACCAUCCUCAAGGGACAAAG
This is a messenger RNA of Apus apus (common swift), 2640 nucleotides long. Its product is annotated as zinc finger protein 850-like. The record is from RefSeq and is a predicted model, not a curated record. NCBI's taxonomy places the organism in Eukaryota, Metazoa, Chordata, Aves, Apodiformes, Apodidae. Gene Ontology annotation, molecular function: DNA-binding transcription factor activity, RNA polymerase II-specific; RNA polymerase II transcription regulatory region sequence-specific DNA binding. Gene Ontology annotation, biological process: regulation of transcription by RNA polymerase II. The transcript has 3 exons. Gene Ontology annotation, cellular component: nucleus.